UGGAGCUCUACAUUCGCCAGUUCAACCUUCAACAAACAAUGGAAGCAUGCAGCUCUGCCCUUCCUACCAAAUACGCCUUCUCACAGUCCUUGACGGCAAAACUAAGCGUGCCCGAGGAAAAAUUCGUUGCAACCAACUGCCUUCGUGAAUUCAACAAUGCCUACCAAGAUGGCUCGCUCAAGUCAAAGGAUAUGCUUUACUUCGCAAUUCCCCACAAACAACAUUGGAUACUAUGUUGCAUCAACCUUCUUUACAAACAGAUCAACAUAUUCGAUUCAGACAAGAAGCUGAAAAAUGAUGAAGUGUACGAGUUGUCAAACAAUCUGGUUACCAACUUUACGACACUGGCCACGCAUGCCAAAGCAUUCACAAAGUUGGAUUUCAUGAAGUUCACGUGCUUCAACCCCCCCGAUUGCCCCCAACAGAAAACGCACUACGAUUGCGGAAUAUUCACAAUGCUCUUCAUGAAGCAAUGGGAUGGGAAGAUCAUGGCCAACUUUUCCAAGGAUACAUACGGCCAUCGGGCGAUUAUCACCGAACUAAUCAUAACUUCGCAGCUCAACAACCAAGACUCUACCUGGGUACUGAAGAAAAACUGAGGAACCGUCUUAGUCGCGAUCAAACAAAUAAUAUUCCUCGUAGAUAAUCACGCCGACGAGCAUUCAACAGAAUAAACGAUCGCGCUUCUGCGAACUAUGUGCUUCCAAGUUUAUUUUUUACUUCUAGCUAGUUGUUUUAUUACACAAUUCAACUUCGUUACCAACAGGUUCCCAUAUUUUUGU
Messenger RNA from Hordeum vulgare subsp. vulgare (domesticated barley), 782 nucleotides. RefSeq lists its product as uncharacterized. The record is from RefSeq and is a predicted model, not a curated record. Gene Ontology annotation, molecular function: deSUMOylase activity. The transcript is spliced from 6 exons. Gene Ontology annotation, biological process: protein desumoylation. Bases 39 to 599 code for a protein of 186 amino acids. NCBI's taxonomy places the organism in Eukaryota, Viridiplantae, Streptophyta, Magnoliopsida, Poales, Poaceae. Gene Ontology annotation, cellular component: nucleus.